GACGUACUCCCAUUCUCACUGCGCAUGCGCGGCUCAGGGAGCGCGCAGCGUGGCAAUCGGCGGUGCACUGUGUCCCUCGGACAUGUGAUCAGCUGUGUCCAAUCACAGCUGAUCACAUGGGACAUGUACACUGAUCAUCAGGGCACUGAUCAUCAGUGUAGCCCCAGCAGCGCCACCUGUCAGUGUCCAUCAGUGCCUUGUGUCAGUGCUCAUCAGUGCCUCGUGCAAGUGCCCAUCAGUGCCACAUCAAUGCCACAUAUCAGUGCCUACCAGUGCACAUCAAUGCCACAUAUCAGUGCCCAUCUGAGCUGCCUUUCAGUGUCACCCAUCAGUGCCAGUCAGUGCCACCUAUCAAUGCCAAUCAGUGCCACCUAUCAGUGCUGCCAAUCAGUGCCACCUAUCAGAGACAGUCAUUGCCGCCUAUCAGUGCCAGUCAGUGCCGCCUAUCAGUGCCAGUCAGUGCUGCGUGUCAGUGCCAGUCAGUGCUGCCUAACAGUGCCAGUCAGUACCGCCUAUCAGUGCCAGUCAGUGCCGCCUAUCAGUGCCAGUCAGUGCCGCCUAUCAGUGCCGCCUAUCAGUGCCAUGUAUCAGUGCUGCCUUUCAGUG
This is a messenger RNA of Staurois parvus, 606 nucleotides long. The record is from the annotation of a GenBank genome assembly. Lineage: Eukaryota; Metazoa; Chordata; Amphibia; Anura; Ranidae.